CUAAAACAUACGGAAGUAGCUCAGAACUUGUCAACAAGAAGGCCGACUGACAUGGUGAAGUCUUCCUGAACAAAACUCCCAAAAUGGCUCUUCUUUGAUGUUUUAAAAAAAAACCUUUUAAGUCUUUUAUAUAAUUUUAGAGGAGAAGCUUUACCACAAUGACCUUCACUUACAGCUUCUGUGCGCUCUUAGUUUUCACCCUAACAGCAUGCAGCCGAUUCGGGCCCACCUUCUGCGCCCCCAAAUGUGGGGGUUCCCUCCAAGUGUUGGACAGCAAAGAGGGUGAGAUCAGCAGUUCUACGUACCGCAGCUGGUCGUUCCACUAUGGCUCUCUGUAUGACUGCUGGAUCAUCAAGGGCUCGGAAGAAGAACCCAUUGUUCUCAGCUUUUCCCAGUUUGAAACACGGUGUAGGAAGGAAUGGGUGUCGAUAAAAUCAUCAGCUGGCGGUGAGGCGAUUGUACUCUGCGGCUCCAAGCUGCCGCAACCAAUGGAGUUCCCGGGGGGAAACAUUACAGUGAUGCACCACUUCCUUCCGCAACGGUACCCUGUGUCGUCUUUCCGUUUGAACUACGCCAGAGACUAUGAUGAAUGCCCAGUAACUUCUUUCGAGUGCCUGGGGGGCCGCUGCAUCCCUUCCUCUUGGCGCUGUAACGGCCAGGCGGAGUGUCUAGGUGCGGGCCAGGGCGACGAUGAGCAGGGCUGUGAGGCAGAAGAGGAAACCCUUGAGCCAACAAAGCAUGGCCUCACACAGGCAGAAGAGACUCACACGGAGAGAAACCAGGACCGGGACUCUGACAAGCCUUUCCUGGUAGAUAAUGGGUCUGACCUGUGGGAGCUGCUGAAGGAGAGGGAGGAGGAGGAGGCCAGAGUGGAUCGACUGGCGGCUCACACCCACAGGCAGCCCGCGGUGACGCCCACUCCCGAAUGGCCCUGCGGAGGGCUCCUCCAGACCUUCUACGGGACCUUUUCCCCACCUGCCCUCCGGGGCCCCCCGCUGCUCUGCGUCUGGACUCUGGACCCUCAGGACUCGAGGCCCCUGAGACUGGACCUGCAGCAGCUGGUGCUCGGACUCGGGGACAGACUCUCCAUCUACAACAGAGAGAAAGGCAAAGGAGACAUUAUUAAGAUUAUCACCAGCGCCUCGAAUUACAAAUUGGUCCAAGUGGAGUCCCACACCGGCCUGCUGUCGAUGACGUACGAGACUCUUCCCGAGUCGGAGGGGAACGGCUUCAACGCCACGUUCCACGUCGAGACGUACUGCCCACCCUGGGAGGGUCGGUGCGGGGGGGCGGCAGGAGGGUGCUUCACCCAGGAGCAGCGCUGCGACGUGAAGUGGGACUGUGCCGAGACGGGGAAGGACGAGGAGGGUUGCCGAGGCUGCAGCCCCAACCAGUUUGCGUGCGGAAUGGCAGGUCAGAGGUCAGUGGCGUCCAGUCGCCUCGCCGGGAUACCGGUGUGCUACCCGGUGACGGAGAGAUGCAACUACCAGCUGUACUGCGCUGACGGCAGCGACGAGAGGGACUGCACCGCGUGCCAGCCCGGGACCUUCCACUGUGACAGCGACAGGUGUGUGUUUGAGAGCUGGCGCUGUGACGGCCAGGUGGACUGUAAGGACGGGACGGACGAGCUCAACUGCACCGUCAUCCUGCCCCGCAAGGUCAUCACCGCGGCAACGGUUGGCAGCCUGGUGUGUGGGUUGCUGCUGGUCAUCGCCAUGGGCUGCACCUGUAAACUGUACUCGCUCAGGACCAGGGAGUACAGCUUGUUUGCACCAAUCAGCCGUCAGGAGGCGGAGCUGAUCCAGCAGCAGGCUCCGCCCUCCUACGGUCAGCUGAUCGCUCAGGGCAUCAUUCCCCCGGUGGAGGACUUCCCCACAGAAAACCCCAACGAGGCGUCGUCUCUCUCUCUGAGGGGGAUCCUCCAGCUGCUCCGUCAGGACGCAGCGAGCUCCCCCCACCGCCGGCGCCGGCCCCGAUUCAUCCGCAGGGCCGUCCGUCGCAUGAGGAGGUGGGGCUUAAUCCCCCGACCCCCGUCCAGGCCGAGUCAGACGACCAGCUCCGCCCAGCAGCAGUCGGACGCCCCUCCCUCCUCACAGGAAGCCGCUCUCUCCCCCCCCCCCAGCUCCUCGUCGGCCGUGGAGGCGGUCAACCAGCCGGUGCCGCAGAAACUGGGAUUAAUGGCUCAGUCGGAGCAGCAUACGCAAGAAGCAUCGCCUCCUCUGAUGAUGAUGCCAUCGCCCCCACCACCUCCGUACGCCCCCCCGGCUCCCACCCCCCUCGCCCCCCCGGUCUACGCCCCCCCCAGCAGCCCCUCUCUGGCCUCCAUCUUCCACACACUGGGGCUCAGCAUCUCCCUCUUCAGAGCCUCCCCCUCCUCCUUCGCCAACUCCAUGCCCCUCUCCGCCUCUCCUUCCUUCUCCUCCUCCUCCUCCUCCUCAGAUGACGAGGUUCUUCUCAUCCCGCUGACGGAGGACACCACUUCAGAGGACGACGUGCCCAUGCUCACCUGAAAGACUCCUCCACCCCUCCUCUUAUCUCCUUUCACUCACUAACUGAAACCCAGUCUUUCCACAUUAGUUUGAACUGAAGCACAGGAGUGGUGAGACUCAGCCGCACUGUUCAAGUCUGGUGCCUUUUGAUUGAAAUUGCUUUGAGAUGGAUUUGAUGACUUAUGGAAUCAAGUAUUAGACCGUUUUAUUUGACCUCCUUGGGGAACGAUUGACGAAAAGCAUGGCUGACGUAUGUCUGAGUGGAUUGGAUGUGUACUUAAUUCUAGGCUGCACAUUGAAGAUGAACCUUUGCACAGAAAAAAAUCUUCCCUAUCAAGAAACAAUGUUUUACCGUCAGAUUGAAUGGUUGGUUAAUUCUCAUUCACAGCAUUAACUUGGAUGUCUCACUUUGGGAUGCGCCUCGCUGCGUAUCCCAAAGUGAGACAUCUCACUCGUGCUACUCUGAGAACCGGGGUUACAGAAGUAACCUAUUUUAGAAGACGGGAAAUAACUAUGUUUGUAUGACUGCAACUGUGUGAAUGCAUUUGCGUUUUAGUCAUUGACAGUGGAGUAUGUUCAUAGACAUGGAUUGUCUCCAUACUUCGGCCACUUGCAUCCAGUCUCAUGUUAUAUAUAUCAAAGACAAUUCUAAAAACAGAUUCCCCUAUUUAAGUGCCUUUUUGACGAGUUUGAUUCCUGAAAUACACACUGCACACCAAAACACACGGAGGCACACGUUAUCUCGCACCACAGCACGCAUCGACACAUCAGUGGCUUCAUUAUAAUGUGAAAGAAAAAAAUUGCAUGCAAGCUGGCAAUAACUGUUUGGGACCCCUAUUUUAGUGAGCGUUUGGAGUCUACACACACCUGUGUAUCUAUCCCAAGUGAAUGUAUGUAGUCGAUAGCAAAAUGUGUCAAAAAAAGACAAUCUCUUCGGUGCCUGAUUUUAGGAAGUGUGUGUGUGCACGGGAAAAGGAGCCCUAAGGAAGAAAGGGGCCCUAAAUUCACAAAAACCUCAACCUCCAUCCCUCGAGGGGAAAACCAUCACAUUCUGUUACAUUUUGACACGGCAGAUUUGUGGUGCGCCAUUUGUAUUAUUGUACAUUUUACGGUGUUUUUAUUUCCUUUUUUAAGUUCUGUUCUGCUUUGAUGAAUGUACUGGGGUCGAUGUGGAGCAACCGGAUGUUUUAAAUUUGCAAUGUAAUAAGGUAAAUGAGAGAGAAAGUGAUUUUAUGGUUUAUUAGGGUCAACUUCACUGUAUAUAUAAGUAACAAUGUGGCUGAGAUUAAACAAUUUGCACUUUUA
Trematomus bernacchii (emerald rockcod) is the source of this 3794-nucleotide messenger RNA. RefSeq names its product low density lipoprotein receptor-related protein 10 (gene lrp10). Gene Ontology annotation, cellular component: plasma membrane. The transcript is spliced from 10 exons. Bases 159 to 2510 code for a protein of 783 amino acids. Gene Ontology annotation, molecular function: protein binding. NCBI's taxonomy places the organism in Eukaryota, Metazoa, Chordata, Actinopteri, Perciformes, Nototheniidae. The record is from RefSeq and is a predicted model, not a curated record.